Molecule: messenger RNA, 6468 nt
Organism: Epinephelus lanceolatus (giant grouper)
Lineage: Eukaryota; Metazoa; Chordata; Actinopteri; Perciformes; Serranidae
Gene: glcci1a
Product: glucocorticoid induced 1a
Biological process (GO): podocyte development
Cellular component (GO): cytoplasm
Source: RefSeq, a predicted model, not a curated record
CUGUCUUGGAAAUUGUGUUAGAGCAGUCAGGAGUUGCGAGAGAUUGUCAACAUUGACUAAAUUGACUACAGUGAUCCAGUGGUGGCAACUUUUAGGCACAGUUAGUUCAGGGUCAGUGGGUUGUUUGUGCUCAGAGAGGGAAAAGGAAGCUGUGAGUUUGUAGUUUUCGUCGCCAGCAUUGCAGAAAUGUAAAGUGGAGACUGUUUGGGACGUCGUGAAUUAACUUGAGAAACUUUGUCAGCUGCAAAGUUGUGAAAAUGGAAAGCGUGUAGGUGUGUCCUGUGAAACUGUGAAGUCCGGGUGUGAGCUGUUAAACAGGUCAUUGUACUUUUGCCACUCACAUUGUUACAUAAACAACUUUAUCAGCUGAACUUGGCAGAUCAUGUCAGCAUCACCAGCAGCAGCAGCAGCAGGCAGCUCAUCCCAGCAGCGGGUUAAACACAGCGGCUCCCCAACAGCCUCCUGCCCUUCCUGUAGCAACAACACCACCACGGUCCGGUUGCAGCCUAUCCGCGCCACGGUGCCGUACCAGCUUUUGCGUGGAAAUCAGCUCAGCCCAACCCGCUCAGCUUCCUGCUCCUUCACAGUAGCCGGGAGCAACACAGGACCAACGACGUCCCGUUGCUCCAGUCCCGCCAACCCGGGUGGAAGCGGCUCGGACGGCAGGCUGGUCCCCAGGCAGAGACUCUCACCGCCGGACAGCAGGAGCUCACCAGAGCGCUCUCCCUACUCGCCUGUUUCCAAAGCUGAAAGGACAAAAUCCCAGCAGGUGCGGAGCACGGGGGCCAUUUGGCGGACUUCCUCCCUGGGCACCAUUACUGGGCCCUACCUCACUGGGCAGUGGCCUCGUGACCCACAUGUGCACUACCCAUCUUGUAUGAAAGAUAAGUCCACACAGACUCCUGGAUGUUGGAGUGAGGAAAGGAGAGAGAAGAGGAGCACCCACCAGCGCUCUGCAUCCUGGAGCAGCGCCGACCAGCUCAAAGAGCAGAUUGCGAAGCUCCGACAUCAGCUCCAGCGCAGCAAACAAGGAGGACGCCACAGUAAAGACAAGGACCGACUGUCCCCCCUGCAGUGCAACACCAUCACCUACACCGCCCUCACCAGCACCACAAACCACACCUCCACAGCCAGCCAAGUUCAGCAGUUUUCCAUGUCGAAGUCGGCCCAGAUGCCGCUGUCCAACAUCACAGUGCCAAAGCCUUCCAUCUCCAGGGUGCCCAGCAGCAUGGAGGGCAUCAACCAUGAGCUGGAGAAGGUCUUCAUCAAAGACAAUGGAGAGAAAGAGGAGCUCAAGUCCCUGGAGGUUCCUGAUGGGCGGCGGGCACCCUUCCCUCCCCAGCAGCGCAGCAGCAGCACCCGCAGCGUGGACACCCAGACUCCAUCAGCCCCCGGCCGGUCCAGCAGCUGCUCCAGCCUGUCGCCCUGCCCCUCGCCUGCCUGCCCACCAGGAUCACAUGAUGGCAGUCCUUACUCCACAGAGGAUCUACUGUACGACCGGGAUAAAGACAGUGGAAGCAGCUCACCACUGCCCAAGUUUGCCUCCUCGCCCAAACCCAACAACAGUUACAUGUUCAAGCGAGAGCCGCCAGAGGGCUGUGAGAAGAUUAAAGCUUUUGAGGAGAUGAGCUCCAGGCAGUCCACAUCAGCAUCGGUCCCCCUCUUCUCCUGCCCCGACAAAAACAAGGUCAACUUCAUCCCGACGGGCUCGGCGUUCUGCCCCGUCAAACUCCCCGGUUCCCUGCACCUCACCCCGGCCCUGGAGCCCGAGGAGGAUGAGGACAACGCGGAGGCGGCCUCCGGCUCAGAGCCCCAGGGGGCCACAUCGCUCUACGGAGCCCCCACUCAGGUCUCCACGAGCACCAGCACAGACGACCCCCCGGAGGAGCCCGGCUCGCCCUCAGAGACUGCAGACCCCCAGACAGACAGCCCGGCCAUCAGCUAGACCUGAGCAGAGCUGGCCUCUGACUCCGGGAUCCACACUAGCGACCACCGACCAUCACCACUGACUGUCCAACCAACACCUCCCUCUGCUCUGCCAGGGGAGCCUCCGUCUCUCUGUGCUGACCCCCUCCACCCCCCUUCUAUCUCUGCAUGACGUAGCAACAAUGUCCCGAAUAAACACCACCGCCACCACAAAGACUCGCCACCUUAAUAUUCUGUCCUGCAUAAUGUCUGAGCUGUUGUUGGCAGGGAAGGACCUGAUGGUUAAAGGUUAUCAUAUGCAGGCAUCGGAGGGAAGAAUGGAGCACGAUGGAUGGGGGGAGGGGCAUGCAUUUUAAACUGGUAGUAUAUUUCUGAUUAAAUUAUGUGUUGUGUUCUGUUUCAACAUUCACAGUAUGAAUAAGCUCUCUAAACAUAUAUAUACACAUAUAUCUCUAUGAAAAGAAAGAAAAAUGCUUGUUUAAAAAAAAAAUCCAAAACUGUGUAUUGCUGUGUUAUGUACCUAACAGGAAAACAGCUGUACUAUUCAGGAUUAUGUUUACACUAUCCAGGUCACAUUGUUAAACCCUGUCUAAAAAAAAAAUGCAAUGAGAAAAUAAUUUGGGCAACGAGAAAAUAAUGACAAAAUGGCCUCAAAUUGGUUGCACAGUGUCUGCAUCUGGCCUCGCUUCAGGUAUUUCACAAUCAGAGUCUAUACUCAGGUAAUUUGGAAUGUAUGUCCAUACAAAUAUCUGCAGCUUGACAAAGCAGAACAGAUUCACUGUCAUUUAUUCCUGGUUUUUCUCAUUCCCAGACAAAUCAUUCCUUUCUGUUCCAGAGUCCAGUCUGAGACUAGACUGGCGACAGCUAGCUGCAUAGGGUUGAAGACGUGGGCAUCCCCUCACGGUUGCCUUCUCGGACUGGUGGUGGGAUACUGUACGGACCACACACACUGUGACUGAUGGCAUUAAUAGCUGUGUGUGUGUUGAUGGAAGCAUGCUGGACAGAGACUUGGAUGACGUACAGUGGUUGUCUGAUAUUUACGCCUGCAGACGGUAUGUGAUCGGCUCCCCUGAGCCCGUUGACAGUGGACCAGAAGCGGACAAGUCUGCAGUACCGUCUCGUGAAGAUACAAUCAAACUGCAGCAUUUGGAUCUUUAGAGGUGCACAUUGGAGGUAUAGUUGUGCAAACAUUUCUCUGAGGUAGAAAUGAUCUUAUGAGUUAAACCUCAGUUUUGUAGCCAAAGAGUUUUCUUGUGCAAUUCAUCUUAACAUUAUCAAGGCUAGAGCGAGAACGAUACUGUGCUCUGUGGCUGAUAUUUGUGAGUUUAACAAACAAUAACAAUACAUUGGCCAAUAUUUGGUUUUUAAUAUUUUCUUUUUAAUGAGAAUCCCUUUAGGUUGGACGAUCAAAGACUUCUGGCUAAGAGAAGUACCAAACAGGACAUUUCCCAUUUUGAAAAAUCUCUCUGGUUCUCCGUCAGCCAACAUUUCUUCCUGUGAUAUCGGCCAAUAAAACUGGCCUGGCAGAUGUAUUAUAGCUUAAAAAACACAGUUUGGAUGAACAAGAACUAACAAGUAAUUGAUUGGAAAGAAACCCGGUUAUUAAGGCACUAGUCAGUCUUCGUCGGCUGUUUUGCUUUUGCAGAUUUAGAAUGUCGACUUGGCAUCGGAUCUGACAAAACCUGUUGGGUAUUAAAAUCACUCUGAUUGGCAGUUCAGCUCAGUGCAGAGAAACGGAUGUGAGAAAAGGAAAGGAACAACUUCAGUCAAGAGAAUGUUAGAUUGAAACAAACUUGUUAUAUUAGGUAAGAUUAUUUCUUGAACCAUCGAGCUCGCAAAUGUUUGUGUUAAUAUUUGCUAGCACACGUUAAAUAUGCUUUGUUUUUUCAACAUUGGAUUUUGUUGAUUAUGAGCUAACUGGCUAGCUAGCGUCUUAAAUCCGUCCUGUUGUUCGUCACAUUUCCCCUUUUUGAAUGACGAAUACAGACUACCGCCACCUGCUGGCAUGGAGAGUUAUUUCCACACACAGGUGCAGAAUAUACAUGCUAGUUGAGAUGUGUUCAAGCUCAACCUUUCGGCGAAGACACAGGCGUCGUUAUGCGACCUUUGCACUUGCUAGUUCUUUGACAUCUGCUUGGUGUGUCUGGAUCUUAAAACAUCAGACAAAAUGCAACAGGAGCUCAAGUAGUCCUAAAAUCAGUAAUAUUAUACAGCAAUAUCAGUUUAGAUUUUGCUAGCAUUAGCUGAUAUUAGCCACCAUAAGCUAUGAGUCAUACCAGAUGAAGUAAGGCUGUAGCACUUAAGUCUCUAAGUGUAUUGAAUUGACCAACAGUGUUUUUAGGUUCAUGAUUUUAACUUUUCGAUUGCAAAAGGAAACAUUUAUUUCCUCUUUUAAAAGUGACGUGUUCAUACAAAACAGUAGCACAAGCUUCGCGUUAUCCACCAUAAGCUACAAGUCAUCACUUUGCAAAAAAAUCUUGUUUGAAUGGCUGAGAACGAACGAACGCAAUUCUCGUCAGUGAAUUCAGCCACAGCCUACUCUGCCUAAUCUCACUUAUGUUGCAGAACUUGCAGUGCCACGCUAGAGUUAACAUAGCGGUCAGGCAACAGAUGUAAAGCUUGCUGCGCUUACAAUUAUUCCCAUAUCACGCGGUAGUUUGAACUUAGAAUUAGAACUUUUUUAGAGAUAUCAAAGUUUGAAUAUCAGCAACAAAACAAUUCUUUCUUCAGCAGCUUACUUUGAGUAUAAAUGCAAAACGUCUCAAAUGUUUAAAGUUGUCUAAACACAAACAGGUGCUUGCACAGUCAUUCUUAUUAAACAACACACAGCCUCACCCUAAUUGGUGAAGUGAUGAUUUAAAGCUGCGCUGAUAAAUAUUCUUCUAUCCAAAAUUAAUCAAAUGGCUUUGUUCAGUGUGAAAGGGUUCAGUUGUAGUGAUGAACCCACGGAGUAUUUCACCCUCUAUUUAGCUCAUUGUUUUGGUUUUAAACUCCCUCUCUUUACUAUCUGCCAACCACCAGAUGUUAUACAGAGAGUGGAUCAUUAAGCAGCUAAAGCCAGAUACAUCUUAAGAGUAGCUGAGGAUGCUAAUGUUGCUCUGUGUCUGCUGGAUAUGAGAAAGCAAUUGUCGUUUAGCUUGUUCUACUGCCCCUAAAGCCGCUUUCCCACCAGACAUUUUCGGUGUAGAGGUGGUACUUAACCUGUAAGGACAUGUGCCUAAAUACUAGAUCUGUCCAGCAUUUCCAGUGAGACAGCGCUAGGAGGAGCUCUCUGUCCAGUUCUCGCUGUAUUUCCUCUUCACCUGUGAUGCAGAGGAACGUCUGCACCUCACUGCAAAAACAACUGCUCUAAUGUGUCACCAACUGAACCUGACAGCUUGCCUGAAACCAGAAAAAUAAUUAUAAAUGCAGCUUUGAAUCAAAAACUACCUGAUAAUAGAAUCAGUAAACAUUACAAAUUGGACGCCAGUUUUCUGUACAGUUUUGCAAAGUAAGUGCUAUAGACGCAGUAGCACUUUUCGGCCAGUACCACGAAAGUAUUUAGGUUGGACACCCGUUCCUGGGCGACAGUAGCCACACAGUUUGCACAAGCUAUAAACGAACUAUAGCCAUACAAGAUGAAUGUUUGCACAACCUCUAACUCCAAUCUGCAUAUCUAAACUUAGACUGUUCUGAUAAUCCAGAUAAUUUCUAUUCCAUUAAAUGCAUUCCAUGAGAUUUUAGCAUUUGAGACAUAAAUAGACUCAUGAUGAUCCAUUCCUAAAAUAUCUCUCAGCCUUUUGAUUUGAUCGCUUUAAGAGACUAGCUACAGUACUAAGAGAUGUUUGGUUGCAGAUACAGUCGCGCCUUCAUGUGUUUGAUGCACAGAUAAAAGGAUCACACUGGCCUGCCUCCCUCUCACUGUCUGUCUGUUAUUACUGAGUGUUGUAGGCACCCUGAUGCUACCACCAAGCAACAAAACCUGAACAUCUCAUGUAUCCUCUAGGCUGUUAAAUGAGCAUCGCCAUGCCCAAGUGUAAAUGAUACACCACUUUCAUUUGCAAGAGUGAAGCAUAACCCACGUUUAUUUUGAUAUCUGGUGUGCUUGUGGAAUCCCUGCAUUGACGCUCCAUUCAUAUUUUGUAUAUAUGUGGCUUUUAAAGAGGCUCAAUGCAAUGUUGUGGUUUCUUAAAACAUUUCAGCACCUUACCAAGAGCUAUGGCUUUCCCAAUGUCCCACAUAUACUCGGCAUUGGUAAACUAGAUGUGUGCAAUAAUAGGAAAAAAAAAAAUCAAAAAAACGUGUUGUCCUCCCGGAUGUUGUCCGUUCUUUGACACAAGCGUCUCAUCUUGCAUUCCUUUGGUUUUGAGCAUGGGGGCUGGAUCAGCAAGUAGUUUGUUGCUAAAGCCAUCAACUGAUACAAAACCAGCACUGAGAGUGACCAGAGCACAUCACUGGCAGGUCAGAGUGUUCAUCAACUCACUACAUGAUACUCCUUGUGUAACCUGCAGUGUCAAAGUUCAUGCACAAUGGCAAUAAAAAGACUAUUGGUUGUUUUGUCCA